Emys orbicularis (European pond turtle) is the source of this 2456-nucleotide messenger RNA. It is a transcript of the gene RFX3, whose product is annotated as regulatory factor X3. Gene Ontology annotation, molecular function: RNA polymerase II cis-regulatory region sequence-specific DNA binding; DNA-binding transcription factor activity, RNA polymerase II-specific. The record is from RefSeq and is a predicted model, not a curated record. Gene Ontology annotation, cellular component: nucleus. Gene Ontology annotation, biological process: regulation of transcription by RNA polymerase II. The coding region runs from base 207 to 2456 and encodes 749 amino acids. Lineage: Eukaryota; Metazoa; Chordata; Testudines; Emydidae. The transcript has 17 exons.
GUGAAUCAAGCGCCAUAGUCACCGUAGUCCUGGCGACUGUUACCCAUCAACAACAACCGCUCCUCUCCUCCUCCUCCUCCUCCUGCUGCUGCUCCUCACCACCCCCAUCCUCACCCCCUUCCUCACCAUCACCCACAACAACAACAUCCACCAGCAAGAGCAACAACAACAGCAACACCACAGCCCUGCACAGCCCAGAGACCACGAUGCAGACAUCAGAGACUGUGUCGGACACAGGUUCAACAGUGACUUUACAGACAUCUGUGGCUGGCCAGGCAGCAGUGCCCACGCAGGUAGUACAGCAAGUACCAGUACAGCAGCAGGUACAGCAGGUGCAGACCGUGCAGCAGGUACAGCAUGUCUACCCAGCACAGGUGCAGUAUGUGGAGGGAAGUGACACGGUCUACACAAAUGGAGCUAUCCGAACAACAACUUACCCUUACACAGAAACCCAGAUGUAUAGCCAAAACACCGGGGGGAAUUACUUUGAUACGCAAGGAGGUUCUGCACAAGUGACAACAGUGGUCUCAUCUCAUAGUAUGGUGGGCUCUGGAGGGAUUCAAAUGGGUGUCACAGGAGGACAACUCAUCAGCAGCUCUGGAGGGACCUAUCUGAUUGGCAAUUCAAUGGAAAAUUCUGCUCAUUCAGUGACUCAUACAAUGCGGGCCUCCCCAGCUACAAUUGAAAUGGCGAUUGAGACACUGCAAAAGUCUGAUGGUCUGUCCACUCACAGAAGCUCUCUUCUCAACAGCCAUCUCCAGUGGCUCUUAGACAACUAUGAAACAGCAGAAGGAGUCAGUCUCCCCAGAAGUACGCUUUAUAAUCAUUACUUACGACACUGUCAGGAGCACAAGUUGGACCCAGUCAAUGCUGCCUCCUUUGGAAAACUCAUAAGGUCAAUUUUCAUGGGGCUACGGACCAGGAGACUAGGAACCAGGGGGAACUCCAAAUAUCAUUACUAUGGGAUUCGUGUCAAGCCAGAUUCUCCUCUUAAUCGGCUACAAGAGGACAUGCAAUAUAUGGCUAUGAGACAACAACCCAUGCAGCAGAAACAGAGGUACAAGCCUAUGCAGAAAGUGGAUGGAGUUGCAGAUGGUUUCACAGGAAGUGGUCAGCAGACAGGCACAUCUGUUGAGCAAACUGUAAUUGCCCAAAGUCAACAUCAUCAACAGUUUUUGGAUGCAUCUCGAGUACUUCCAGAGUUUGGAGAAGUUGAAAUAUCUUCUUUGCCAGAUGGUACUACGUUUGAGGAUAUCAAAUCACUGCAGAGUCUUUAUAGAGAGCACUGUGAGGCAAUAUUGGAUGUUGUAGUGAAUCUUCAGUUUAGCCUGAUAGAAAAAUUGUGGCAAACGUUCUGGCGCUAUUCUCCCUCCACUCAAGCUGAUGGCACUGCUAUUAGUGAACCGAGCAAUCUGAGUGAAAUAGAAAGUCGACUUCCGAAAGCAAAGCUGAUUACUCUGUGCAAAAAUGAGACUAUUCUGAAAUGGAUGUGUAACUGUGACCAUGUGAUGUACCAGGCUUUGGUGGAGAUUCUCAUUCCUGACGUCCUUAGACCUAUUCCUAGUGCCUUGACCCAAGCCAUUCGCAAUUUUGCAAAAAGCCUUGAAGGUUGGCUUUCCAAUGCCAUGAACAAUAUUCCACAGAGAAUGAUACAAACCAAGGUUGCCGCUGUAAGUGCCUUUGCCCAGACUCUGCGAAGAUACACAUCUCUUAAUCACCUGGCUCAGGCAGCUCGUGCUGUGCUUCAGAACACUUCUCAAAUCAACCAGAUGCUCAAUGACCUCAACCGUGUUGAUUUUGCCAAUGUCCAGGAGCAGGCUUCCUGGGUAUGCCAGUGUGAUGACAACAUGGUUCAGAGACUAGAAACCGACUUCAAGAUGACUCUUCAGCAGCAGAGCACUCUGGAGCAGUGGGCUGCCUGGCUCGAUAACGUAAUGAUGCAAGCAUUGAAACCAUAUGAAGGAAGACCCAGCUUUCCUAAAGCAGCACGGCAAUUUCUGCUAAAAUGGUCUUUCUACAGCUCAAUGGUUAUUCGAGACUUAACCUUGCGCAGUGCUGCUAGCUUUGGCUCUUUUCAUCUGAUCCGCCUGCUUUAUGAUGAGUACAUGUUUUACUUAGUAGAACAUCGUGUUGCUCAGGCAACAGGAGAAACACCUAUAGCAGUUAUGGGAGAGUUUGGCGACUUAAAUGCUGUUUCCCCUGGAAAUAUGGAUAAAGAUGAGGGCAGUGAAGUUGAAAGCGAAAUAGAUGAAGAGCUAGAGGAAUCUGGAGAGCCACAAGCCAAGAGAGAGAAAACAGAGCUAACCCAGGCAUUUCAGGUGGGCUGCAUGCAGCCAGUACUAGAGAGUGGAGUACAGCAGAACCUCCUGACCCCACUUCACAAUGAGCACAUUGUCACAAGUACUCAGACUAUCAGACAAUGCAGUGCUACUGGAAAUACAUAUACUGCAGUCUAA